AUGUCAUCACCAGAGACCAUGAAGGCUAUCGUUUGCGAGGCCCCUGGGUCCCCUUCAACCCUCGUCGAGCACCAGGUCACAGUACCUUCACCUGCUAUUGGCCAAGCACUCAUCAAGAUUUUGGGAUUUGGUCUCAACCGUGGAGGCAAGCAAUCCACAUUGUACAAUGUUUACUUGUUAUGCCAAGGACAUAUGGCCCUGCCCCAAAUUCUGGGAAUAGAGUGUUAUGGUACGAUCGCGGGCUACAAUGAAGCCGAGACCGCUCAGCGACCUCCCGUGGGAUCGCGCGUAUUCACCUGUAUGGGUGGCUUGGGUCGAGAGAUUCCCGGCUCCUAUGCGGAAUAUACUUGUGCUUCCAUCGGAAACUUGCGAGAGGUACCAACCACAACCCUUACCGUUGCUCAGUUAUCAGCCCUCCCAGAAAUGCUGCAGGCAACCUGGGGAGCCCUCACAACUGGCCUAGAUGUCCAACCUGGUGACAGAGUUUUGAUUCGGGGCGCUACUAGCUCCAUAGGUCUUUGUGCAAUACAACUGGCUCGGAAACUUGGGGCGACGUAUGUCGCUGCAACCACACGCAACGCCGGGCGCAAGGAAUUACUCUCACAGGUCGGAGCGGACAAGGUCAUCAUCGAUGAUGGAAAGAUUUCUCAGUCGCUCCAGCUUGAUGAGAAAUUUGAUAGGGUUAUGGAGCUGAUUGGAACUCCGACUAUUAACGACAGUAUUGUUUGUGCGAGAGACAAAGGUACAGUUUGCGUCGUUGGCAAUCAAAGUGGUGGUUCAUGGAUACUCGAGAACUUUUCUCCAUUUUUCAUUGGGUUACCAAAUCGCGUGCGACUUUGUGCGUAUGGCGGUGGUCCUCAAGACCUUCAUACAGUACCCUUGGAGGAGUUAAUCAAGGAUGUCGAGCAGGGAAAACUUCGACUUAGUAUAAAGGUUUUCGGGCUGGAUCGAAUUCAGGAGGCUCAUGGUUUUAUGGAAGCAGGGGGAGGUGGCAGCAAGAUGGUUGUGGUCUUGUGA
Clonostachys solani is the source of this 1017-nucleotide messenger RNA. The record is from the annotation of a GenBank genome assembly. Lineage: Eukaryota; Fungi; Ascomycota; Sordariomycetes; Hypocreales; Bionectriaceae.